UUCAGACCUUUCCUCGCCUCCCUUGUUCCCUCCUCCCCUAUAAACUUCCAGCGGUAGAGCGAAAGUGAAAAUGCUGAGUUUGGCCAAAUGAGAGAACACUGACCUUCUUUCCCUCAGCUCUGCUUUGCAUUAGGAAAUAGGAAAAGACUGGCACCUCUAAUAGAGAACAAAGUAAAGUAUCUUCAGCCAUGGACAAAAAGCAACUAGUGAAAAAGGAUUUUGGGAAAAGAUUCUCUUUGGACAGUAGUCUCAUGGAAUAUAUGGACUCAAAUAAAUACAUUGACCAUUUGUUGAUUCUACUGGAAGAGCAACGUUGGAAUGUCUGGAGGGAGAAGCUGUCUGUGGCUCGGCUGCAGCAGGAAGUUGCACGCAGAAAGAGUGACGGAACAAUGCGUGAGAAGCUGAUACAUGAGUUGGAGGAAGAGCGACAUUUGAGACUCGAAAGUGAAAAAAAAUUACGAGAGGUGACUCUGGAAUCUGAGCGCAACAGGGUCCAGAUGCGUGGAUUGCAGCAGCAGUUUUCAAGAAUGGAAGAGACAGUGAGGAACCUACUGCAAAGUCGUGGAUCGCCCGAACCAAACCGAGAGGAACCUGUUACCAUAAUAAAGGCAUAUCAGGAAACAUUAACGCAAGAAGGCAAAAGAUGCAAAGCAGGCAUGGAAGACAUUUGCAUUGCAGUAGAUAAAGAUUCAAGGAAUGAAAACAGCAGCACUGAAGAGAAAAAAGAAAAGACAAAAUUACUGUUGGAACGGCUGAAGGCUCUGGAGGCAGAGAAUUCUGCACUGGCCAUGGAAAAUGAAAACCAGAGAGAACAGUAUGAAAGGUGCCUUGAUGAGGUAGCCAACCAGGUUGUACAAGCGCUUCUUACUCAGAAGGAUCUGAGGGAGGAAUGCUUGAAGUUAAAAACAAGAGUCUUUGACCUGGAACAACAGAACCGAAUGUUAAAUGUGCUAUUCCAACAAAGAAUGAAACCAGCGUCUGGCUUACUGUUUCAGAAACUUCAUUCACGCAUCUUAGAUCUGACGUCUGGGGAUUUCCUUUCAGAGGUAGAGAAGAACAGAAGUUUGAUACAAUCGCGAAGUGCUGAUGCUCAGGGUCACGAAUGCCAACAGAAUAUGAAAACUGGAGUACCUGCUUUAAAAUGCCAGAGUCAAUUAAAUAUGGCAGGGCCUCACCGGGUUUAUCCUCGAAGCAGCUGCAGCAGCAGUGAACUCUCUUUGUCAAGUGCCUGCAGUGAAUAUUCCAGCGGCUCCUCCUAUACUUGGAAUGAUGGAAAGGCAUACAGUAAAAGGUCGUCAGCAAGCUGGGAUAAAAGAAUAAACAUUGGUUCUUCGCUCCCCAGCAACCUUUCUAGUCCCGCUGAUGAUCUACCUCCAACUCGUAUCAAAGAAAACCACAUUCUGGAAGGGCUAAAGAAGCUACAAAAGCGGAAAAUAUUACUUGAACCACCUCCUGUUAUGUCUAAAUGGGGAUACAAAGAUUGCAUGGAUUCUAAUGAAGGCAUCUACUCCCCUGGAAUUAAAUGCAGUCGUCAUAAAGAACAGGCUCAUUGCACACCAGAGGAAAUAGGGGCGGUUUGUGUUGAGCAUCAGAAAACCUUUGUGUAUGAUUCCGAUUCGCAUGAGGAUGCUGAUGAUGAGUCUUCAUCUUUAGCAUUGCUGUAUGAAGUACCAAGCAAAGACUGUAGGCACUACUGUAAUAAAUUAACUCACAGCGUUUCUGACAGCCUGUUUGGUUGGGAACCUGAUAGAAAGCAUUUACCAGAAAGAGGUUCUUAUUUUAAUUCAAAGGAAAGGCCUGAAAAACUGACUAGUUUUGUCAGUGAAUUUCAGUCAGAGGCAAAAUCAUGCACAAAUGUGAAGCUGCCUGUCCUACAAAUAGAUAAAAGUCUUUCUAAUAUAAGCUGGAGAGACCUUAAUUUACACCUUUCAGAUACUGAUGACAAUGAAAUCCUGGACGAAUUACAUAUAGAAAGCAGUGAUGAGAAAAGCCCAUCAGAUUUGUCAUUAGUGCCCUUUGUAGACAAGCACACAGAAAACCCUGAUGUGCAUGUAAAGAAGCAACAUUUCCAGUUUGUACCUUGUGAAAAAGAAGCAAAUCAGGUCUCCACUCACUCAGACAUUAGGCCAAAGGCAGGUAAUUUCAUUAAGCAACAAAAAGUUAUAAAGAAGACUUCUUCAGAAGAAUGCAUUACUGUUAUAUUUGAUGCUGAAGAUGGCAAACCUAUUGAAUUCAGUUCACAUCAAACUGGAAUUGUCACAGUAACUAGAAAUGAAAUUUCAAUCAACCACCCUUAUCCUGGGCCCAAUGUGGAAUACACUGAAUGUUUACCUCAGGGAAUCGCUAUUUUGCAAAAAGCAACAGAUGCUAGAAACUACAGUAUUUUGCAAAUGCCUGAUAAUGAAACUGAGAGAAAGACUCUACAAAACAAACUAGGGGAUGAACAUGCAGUUGUCCCUACUAUGAACAGCAACGAAUGUCCUGUACACCUCGAAAGAUCCAUGUUGCAGAAUACCCCGCGGCAAAGGCUAGUGAAACCAGUUUGCAGUAUUUCUUCAAAGGCCAGCUCCCCAGCUUGUAUGCAGGCAGGUAGCAAUCAAAAACAAAAAUUGACUAAAAUUCCUAGCAGAGGUAAGUUUUCACCGCAGAAAACGAAAGCCAUAGUGAGUGAAGACUCCGCUAUACCCUCUUUACAUUGCCCUAUAACCCUAGAGAAAUCUCCAUUGCCAUCUGUAAAAUGCCCAAGAUUCAAAAAAGUGCAAAGUCCAACUCAAAAUUCUGAUUCAAAAGUAGACUUGAAUAUCCCAAAGGUCUUAGCAAACUCUCCACAAAAUUCUAAAAUUCUGGGCCGAACAGCCUGGCCCCAGAAUCAACUCCCAGAAUCAACCUCAUUGCCUCAGCACCUCAAAGAAUCCAUUGACUGUGGAGAGCCACCAACUAGAGAUGUUCAUUGUGGUUUGCCUCCUGCAGAAGCCAGAUCCCCAUCACCCCCUCCUCCACCGGGCAGAUCAGCAUCACUGUUGAUAAGACCAAGCUAUGAACAUUCCCAAAAUGUACCUAAUAAGCCUGGGGUGAGUAUUCCGAAUGAGAUGAUAAAAAAUGCAGUUCAGUUGUCACCACAGAAAGGAACUGCAAUGCCCAUUUUUCAUAAUAUCACUGCCCAUGAAAUGCAAAUCAACAAGCUUCCUGCACCACCUAAAUUUGAAUUAAAUCACUGUCAUGAGAAAGGAGAAAUGUUUACACAAAGCAAAUGCAUAUCAGGACAAAUCCCCAGCACGUGCCAAGGCACUCCCAGUGUUACUACAAAGAAAAUGUCUCCCAAACCCUCAAACCAUUCAGUAUCUGCUGCUUGCAUGCCACAAGAUACAAAUCCAGUGCAAAAUGGAUCACUGUCUAAGGAUAGUGGAAUACCUCAGAAACUUACAUUUUCAAACAGCUUCCCCAUAUCGCCAGAUUGUCAUGCAAUAAUGAUUGGGGAACCCCUUCUGCUUCAGAAUAGUCACCCCCAAUUAUCACUGAUGUCUCAGGGCAAUGAGGUUGGAAGCAUUCCAGACAAGGGACUGAAACCCCGUCUGCCUGUAGGACUUAAAUUACUCAUAAAAUCUCCUCAGCUCCUUAAAAAGAGCUCUACCAUACCAGGGAAGCAGGAAAAAGACAGUAUGAAUGCAGCUUCCAAAUGCUGUGUGAAUUCAAAUAAACAAAAGCAGGGUGAAUCUUUAUCUCAAAUCACCAUAGAUGUAGCAGACACUGGAUUCAGGAGUGCUGAAAAUGGAAUAAAGGAAAGUUUUGCUAAGGAACUUGGUAUAGAUCCAGCUUCUUCUGAACAAGAUGGAUUAGAGAACAAAUUAGUUAAGAGAUCUGCUUCUUCUAGUAAUAAGACAUACUUGAAGCCAGCUCUUGGCAUGAAUGGAGCAAAGGCCCGGAGUCAAAGUUUCAGUAUUCACACAGGAGAAAAAUCACCUAUACCUUCCACGGAAGGGUUAGGAAAAGUUCGGACACAAAUUAUAACAAAUACAUCUGAAAGAGGGAAUUCUUUAACCAGGCAAAAUUCGACUGUGGAGGGAUUACAAAUUAAAGCUGUUAAUGGAUCAGCAAUGGUGUCAGACAUGGUUCCAAGCUCAACAAAAGUUCCAGAAAUCUCCUAUUCUAGACAAGGUUCUUGCGGAAGUAUGAGUAGUUCUAGUAGUCACAUUAGUAGCCCAAGCAAACGGCCAUUCCAUAUGUCUCCAAAGGAGGAUUUAUUUUACAGCAUUUCAAAAAAUGAGGGCAACAAAUCACCAUCUCAGAAAGAUGUCCAAAGUAGAUCUGUCCAAGAUGAAAAAGGCAGCGAAAUUUCCAAAUGUCAACCUGUAAGCAAAAAAAGUGUUACACAAGCAGAAACGGCAUUGGAGUCAUCAACCAGUAUUUCAUCAGAACAUAUUCUGCCACUUCAGAAAAAUCUGGACAGCAUGCAAUGCCCUCGUAAAUAUGAAGGAAGCAAGACAGUAUUGCAAGAAACCUGCUUAAAGGCAUCCGAAGCCUCAGAGAAGGUCUCAGCUUUAUCUGUUUUGCAGCCGACAAUAGAAGAGAAGGUCAUGCUGUGCAUCCAGGAAAAUAUGCAGAAGGGACAAGGGCAAAGCAAAUCCCCUACCACUGAGACUAAACAAAAGAGCGGGGGACCUUCUAUUGCUAGUUGGUUUGGUUUCCGUAAGAGUAAACUCCCAGCCUUGAGUGGUAGAAAAACUGAUAUUUCUAAAGUAAAAAUAGAAAAGAAAGAAGCAAAGGGUUCAGCUUUUGGAAGUAAGCAAGCCAAAUCCGAAAAAAGAAAAGACAAAAAGAAAACUGAACAGCACUGUGAAGCAGAAAAUGAGCUAAAUAAGAAAACUCUGAAUUGUGGCAUUUUAGACAGUGUUCCGAAAGGGAAAAAAAUAGCAAAGGCCACAAACAGUAACCUUGGCCAAAUUAGGUGUGAACAAAAGAACACCUCUGCCACCACACACUCAGGAAAAGACAACUUUAUGAAAGAGCUGUUACACAGAGUUGAUAAGAAAGCAGCCCAGCAGACAGAAAGUGGAUCAAAUAAUGUUUCCUACAGGAGUGUGUCGAAGGGCAGUUCCCAGGGCUCUUCUCUUCCAAGCAACUCUAUCGGAACUCAAGGAAACCAGAAGAAAAACAGCAAAACAAAGACCGAUAUGGAAAUGCCAAAUGAGAGACCGGUCGAAGUGGUAACAGAAAACUUCCAAGAGAAUGAAGAAGGCACAAUUGCUGAUUCAACAUGUCAAAGCCAUUUAAUAGAAUCCUGCUGCCAAAUGAGGACCCUCGACAGUGGGAUAGGGACCUUCCCUCUCCCAGACUCAGGAAACCGCUCAACUGGACGACAUGUUUCUAAACAAGAAAUGGAUUUAGAAAUGGAAGUUUUUCCUCAAGCUCCUUCUGAGAAAGCCAAAACCCUUGAGCGAGAAGUGCCUUCAACAGCUCAGAAGAACCAGGGAUCUGUGGAGAGCAUAAUUUCUCAUUCGGCGUCAGAUCCUACAAUGACUGCUAAAGGUGUACGACCUUUUCAGAGUCGCCUUCCAAAACCGGCUUCUUCAGGAAUAAUGAGCCCUGUGAAAAAAAGCGGACAAGAGGAGACUUCUCUGACUUCUGCAUCAUUAGAGCAUUCAGAAAAAGAAAGAAGGGGGAACAAGAAGAUGUUUCCAGAUUGGAGCAGCAAAAGAACUAUUAAAGCUAAGGACAGGGCACUGAGAGUGUGCACUUACUCUGCCAGCAGUAGCAGUGAUACCGAAACAGAGCUGGAAUAUGAAACAAAUGAUUUUGGAACAGGAGGGGGAAAGUUGGUAGAUUUAUUGAAGAACAACAAACAAGCUGAGCAAGAAGAAAAUAGUGUGAGGAAGUCCUUUAUGGGGAGACCCAUGUCAAUCUUGGAUUUAUACCAGCACAGUCUCUGUGGCCAUUAUGGAGAGGAUGGACCUGAACAAUUAGCACAUUACAGUUUUAUUGAGCAGCUGAAUGGAGCUUCCACUAAAGAUGGCAAGAGCAAAAAGAUCCCUAGUAAGUUGAAGCAACCUGAGGAAACAAAGGAAGAUUCUGAGAAGAGGUUAUCUAAAAUUUCCCUGGAGUCUCUCAAUAAAUUUAAUAGCAGCAGAAGCAUUUUAUUGGAAAAGGAGAACAGUCUGAACAAGAUUGAAGGGCAAGAAGAAGAAAAUGGGAAGAAUGAAGAAGUUUCUCUAAAUAGUUCUGAUAAGCAUGGAGUAGACCACUUAGAAUCCUUGAGUGAUUCUUUAUAUGAUAGCUUCUCAUCCUGUGCAAGCCAAGGCUCGAAUGAUGUAUAAAGACACUCUGAAGCGGUGAGCAGUGAGUGAAGCACUUAAGGAACAGAAGAAGAAAAUAAAUAAGGAAGAGUAGGUGAAAAUAUUCCAAAUAAGUUGGUAAGACUAACAAUAGGAUAUCUCCAGAUAUAUUCAUGCAGAGCAAUAAAGAGGGAUGAAACUGCAUUAUAAUAAUAGAAAGGCUGAAAGUUCAACACCUACAACACAGUUGUUACUUUUAAAAAGUCUUAAUUUUGCACUUUUAUGAAUACUUGUACAGAAGUUGUAAAAAAUGUUCUUUGGGGUGGGAAGGAAGAAUUAUAUUUGUAGAAAACUUGACAGCAAUAAAUACUAAUUGGUGCCAUGCUCCUAAAAUGGCAGGUUACUAACUUUAAACACUGAUGUUAAUAUUAACAAAGUUAGUGAUCUUUUUUGUAAAACAAAGAUUUAUAAGCAUUCUAGUCUUAAAACUGUAUGUAGAAACACUGCUUUGAUGCAAAAUUGAGCUUGCCAAAUUGUCUAUAAUGAAUCUCCUUGGACCACAUUGUACAACAUACAUUUUUAAAUAUUAGUGCAAUUUUGAAACCAAGUUUCUCUAUGGACUCAGAUAUUUCUCUUAAUAUUAUUUGGUCAAAACUCCCAAGAGAUAUUCCUCUUCCCAUUUAUCUGUAGCUUUAUAUCAUUAAUACCUGUUGUGUUGAUUUAACAUCAAUCUCAUUUCAUUUUAACUCUGUUAAUCUGGGAAUCAUGGAAUAAAAUGCAGUUUAGAUUUGUAAUUUACAUUUUAAAAAAAUCUAAAAGAAAAAAUGGUGCUAGCAAUUUGGGGUGUUUGUGCAUUUCCUACAAAGACUGUUUAUAUGUAAGGGAAAAGUCUAUUUCAAAGGUGGAGUGUAUUUUUUCUAGAUGUGGAGUAUUUAUAACAACUUUUGUACAGCGGUCCAUAAGCUAGCUAUAUUUGGGAUACUUCUAGCCCUUUUACUAUGUUUGUAGCAUAUGCCUGUUCAUUUUGCCCCUGUAUGAUGUUGUACUAUCAGUGUUACAUUGUUAAUACUUUUGUGCAAUGUUACAUUUCAUGAUGUUUUGAAUAUAUUGUCAGGGUGGAAUUUCAUUGUCUCUUACCUUUAUGAAAUUUCUUUUGGAUUUUAUUUCUGAAUAAAAGUCAUAUCACAUCUGAAUGUCAAAACAAUGAAAUAUUUACAUAUCAGCAGACACUCAACAAUGGGAAUAGGUUAAUUUUUGUUUCUCAUUAAAAAGCUACCUGG
Elgaria multicarinata webbii is the source of this 7549-nucleotide messenger RNA. RefSeq names its product NCK associated protein 5 (gene NCKAP5). The record is from RefSeq and is a predicted model, not a curated record. Lineage: Eukaryota; Metazoa; Chordata; Lepidosauria; Squamata; Anguidae. The transcript has 20 exons. Gene Ontology annotation, cellular component: microtubule plus-end. Gene Ontology annotation, biological process: microtubule bundle formation; microtubule depolymerization. The coding region runs from base 189 to 6311 and encodes 2040 amino acids.